AUGAAUUCGACUCCGAAUCUCCUCCCAGCUCGUAUUUUGGGGGCCCAAAGUACCCUGUUUAUCCAUUUGCCGGGCGAAGGCCCCUCGUAUAUAAUGCCCACAUCAGCGAAGCAAACGUCGCGGAAAACAAAAAAGUUUCAAAGACUAAAAAGCCCAUGGAAAAAGAAGAGACAUUUCACAAGUGAUACAGAGAGGUGUGCAUUGCGAGAAACACGAAGUUACAAAUUUAUUUUGCGGCCAGAAGAUGUAUCCCGCGCUGGUUCCCAAUGCUGUCAAAAGUCAUCGUGCAGCAAACGGUCCGAUGCGACUUUUGUGACCUCCCAAAUUGCGUACACGACGAAGAUGAAAGAAAAAUCCCAUAGUGCUAUAUAUGACAGGUUCCACGCCAUGUAUUUUCUCACACAGGAUUUUAAAGAAAUCAGUUUUGCCGAAGCAAAGGUUAUGAAAGACGCCAUCGUAUCGGAGGAGGAACACAAAAUCACAGCUGAAAGAAAACGUCACACAAAAGUGACGGUCUCCUGCCAAUGCUCAGUGGAGGAUAUUCUAAAGAAUAUCUGCCAAUGUCGCGAAAUCGCACCUAAUUUUAUACCUGAAAAGGUUGAAUGCGUCCAAGGAGACUCUUAUGCAAAGUGUUGUCAGUGCCAAAAACAACAACAACAAAAUUUGGUAGCAUCCCAAAAAAUGGAUGAAAGUAACGGUAAUACGUCAAAAUACUCGUCUAACCUAUUGAAAGAGACAGUCGUUCAAACCUCAGACCAUUCUAUAACCUUUCUUCCUGAUGAGCUGGACGCAAUGGCUGAAGAUGAUUGGCUGGAGGAACUGGACGAGAAAGAUGAUGAAUCAGCAAUGCUUGGAAUCCUGCAUCUCUUGCAGAAGUAUGCUCGUUCUCCUUUA
This is a messenger RNA of Iphiclides podalirius (scarce swallowtail), 894 nucleotides long. The record is from the annotation of a GenBank genome assembly. NCBI's taxonomy places the organism in Eukaryota, Metazoa, Arthropoda, Insecta, Lepidoptera, Papilionidae.